Penicillium macrosclerotiorum is the source of this 633-nucleotide messenger RNA. RefSeq lists its product as uncharacterized. The record is from RefSeq and is a predicted model, not a curated record. The transcript is spliced from 3 exons. NCBI's taxonomy places the organism in Eukaryota, Fungi, Ascomycota, Eurotiomycetes, Eurotiales, Aspergillaceae. The coding region runs from base 1 to 633 and encodes 210 amino acids.
AUGGCACUGAAGACAUUCCUUACUCUCGCAACACUUGGUCUGGUGGCCGCGGAAUCCUCCGUCGUGUCGUUGUUUCUAUUUGAUGCUGAUCCCCAAGAUCUGGUCGGCUCGGUCAUGGCUGCGAGUGCUGGCACCACGACGUACAGCAUCAAUUGCGCUGCGGACGUUGAGCCCGAGGACUGCGGCUUCUUGCCCGGCAUGUACUACACAGCGGGUCCCACCACUAAUCAGUACAAUCACGAUAUAUGCGACGUGCUAAUUCUCCAUGACAUCAUCAACAGAUACGGUCGCAUCAUCUGCUCCAUGGGAGGCACAACGACUGCCGUCUGCACGAAUGUGAUGCCGACCACACUCUCGUACUCCCAACCCAGUGAAACCACGACCCUCAGCGCCGAUGAGAUUUCCUUGAUGCCAGUCACCAUCACUGCCGGACCCACCGCCUCGGGCACCGCGACCUCCACCACUUCUACUGGUUCAUCGACCGGCACUGGCAGCUCAGCCUCAGAAAGCACAGAGACAUCCUCCUCCCAAUCGGCCAGCAAGACCAGUACCGGAGGACUACCUCAAAUGACUGCGAAUCGUGGUCUUAUUGCUGGUGGUGCUGUCGCUGUUCUGGCCGCUGUCGCUCUGUAG